Molecule: messenger RNA, 1614 nt
Organism: Lolium rigidum
Lineage: Eukaryota; Viridiplantae; Streptophyta; Magnoliopsida; Poales; Poaceae
Product: poly(ADP-ribose) glycohydrolase 1-like
Exons: 9
Coding region: 9-1538 (509 amino acids)
Biological process (GO): nucleotide-sugar metabolic process; regulation of DNA repair; ATP generation from poly-ADP-D-ribose
Cellular component (GO): nucleus; cytoplasm
Molecular function (GO): poly(ADP-ribose) glycohydrolase activity
Source: RefSeq, a predicted model, not a curated record
AGCAAACCAUGGAGGCGCGCGGCGACCUGCGGUCGAUCCUGCCGCUGAUCCCGGUUGUGCUCCGCGGCGGCGCGCUAUUCUGGCCGCCGGCGGCGCAGGAGCAGCUGAAGGCGCUGGCGCUAGGUCCCGACGUCAGCCGCGUCACCUCCGGCGACGUCCUCGCCGACGCGCUCCACGACCUCCGCGUCGCCCUCUCCCUCCCGGCGCUCCCCGCGCGCGCCGCCGAGGGCUACGCGCUCUUCUUCGACGACCUCCUCUCGCGCGCCCACGCGCGGGACUGGUUCUCCGACGUGCUCCCCCGCCUCGCGCGCCUCCUCCUCCGCCUCCCCGCGCUGCUCGAGGACCACUACGCCGCCGCCACCGCCGCGCUCGGGCUCCGCCUCCUGUCGUCGCAGGACGCGGGCGUCGUUCUCCUCGGACAAGAGCUGGCCGCCGCGCUGCUCGCCUGCGCGCUCUUCUGCCUCUUCCCCACCGCCGGUCGCGGCGAGGCGCGCCUCCCGGCCAUCAAUUUCGACACCUUGUUCGCGGCACUGACUUACAACAAUUCGAGGCCAAGCCAGGAGCACAAAGUGAGGUGCCUUGCUCACUACUUUGAGAGGGUGACCGCGUCUACGCCUACUGGAUUCGUGUCAUUUGAGCGGAAGGUUCUUCGGUGCGGCUCUGUCUCCGGUGGCAUUACCUACCCUGACAGUGAUGCUUGGAUGAAAUCUAGCGUGCCCCUCUGCCCAUUCCGGGUAAUUUCCUCGGGUUUGAUAGAAGAUGAGGAACAAGAAGCCCUUGAGGUUGACUUUGCAAAUAAAUAUUUGGGGGGAGGCGCACUUUCCAGGGGUUGUGUGCAGGAAGAGAUCCGUUUCAUGAUAAAUCCAGAGUUGAUUGUGGGCAUGCUCUUUAUGGCUUCAAUGGGAGAUAAUGAGGCUAUAGAAAUUGUCGGCGCAGAAAGGUUCUCACAGUAUAUGGGGUAUGGUUCCUCAUUCCGCUUUGUCGGUGACUAUUUAGAUACGAAGCCCCUUGACGCAAUGGGUAGACGAAAAACUAGGAUAGUAGCAAUUGAUGCUUUGGACUGUCCAACUAAGUUACAGUAUGAAACUAAUGGUCUUUUAAGGGAGGUGAACAAAGCGUUUUGUGGAUUUGUGGAUGCAUCAAAGCAUCAGUUCUGUUUGAAGCCAUUUCAGGAUUCUAAUACCAUGGAUAACUGUUCAAGUGUUAGCUCUGAUCACUGUAUAGGAGUUUCAACUGGAAACUGGGGUUGUGGGGCUUUUGGUGGAAACCCUGAAAUCAAGAGCAUGAUUCAGUGGAUUGCUGCAUCACAGGCACGGCGACCUUUUGUUAAUUACUAUACCUUCGAGGAUGCAUCACUGAAAAGACUAGAAGAGGUGAUCCAGUGGAUAACUCACCAUGGAUGGACUGUUGGCGAGUUGUGGCACAUGAUAGUCGAGUACUCAUCCCAGACGCUGAAAGGUGGAACUCGCGAGGGCUUUUUGACUUGGUUACUUCCAAAGGAUGGCGCCGAUAGCAGCGUGGAUUACAUGUGUGAGUAGCCCAGUUUCGUGAGGUUAAUCAGCAUCUGUGUAAUGUGCACUAUGUGUGUGAAGUGUGAGCAUCAACUUUGCAGAA